This is a messenger RNA of Clonostachys byssicola, 678 nucleotides long. Lineage: Eukaryota; Fungi; Ascomycota; Sordariomycetes; Hypocreales; Bionectriaceae. The record is from the annotation of a GenBank genome assembly.
AUGUCAGACAUCACACUCUACAGCUAUUUCCGCUCCAGCUGCUCAGCCCGCGUCCGCAUGUCCCUGGACAUCAAGGGCAUCCCCUACGACUACGUCCCCGUCAACCUCCUCAAGGGCGACCAGCUCUCGGACGAGCACCGCGCCAUCAACCCCUCGGCCUCAGUCCCCCUCCUCGUCCCCAAGCCCAGCGGCGCAGACCAAGGCACAGGCGUCCCCUUCCGCAUCGGCCAGUCCCUCGCUGCCCUAGAAUAUCUUGAGGAGGCCUACCCAGACACCACCCGCCUCCUUCCCAGCGAUGUCAGAGCCCGCGCCAUCGUCCGCGCCCUCGCCAACAUCAUCGCGGCCGACACGCAGCCCGUGACCAACCUGCGCAUCAUGCGCCGCGUCCGCGAGCUGGGCGGCAGCGCCGAGGACUGGAACAAGUCCCUCAUGGCCGAGGGCCUGCGCGCCUACGAGGCCGUCAGCGCGCCGUACGCCGGGAGAUUCUCAUACGGCGACGAGGUCUCGAUCGCGGACCUGUGCCUGCUGCCGGCGGCGUGGAAUGCCCAGCGGUUCGGGGUCGAUCUGGCCGAGUUCCCUGUCGUGAGCAGGGUGGUGAAGAAUCUGGAGGGGGAGCCGGCGAUGCAGAAGGCGUCGUACUUUAAGCAGGUUGAUACGCCUGAGAAUCUACGGGCUUGA